Molecule: messenger RNA, 588 nt
Organism: Belonocnema kinseyi
Lineage: Eukaryota; Metazoa; Arthropoda; Insecta; Hymenoptera; Cynipidae
Product: secreted RxLR effector protein 161-like
Exons: 1
Coding region: 1-588 (195 amino acids)
Source: RefSeq, a predicted model, not a curated record
AUGGGAUACAUUAUAGAUGUAUUGAAACGUUUUGGAAUGUCAUAUUCGAAACCUGUAAGUACUUCUAUGGAUGUGAAUGUAAAAGUGACAAAAUCAGAGCAGGAUCCGAAAGUCGAGGAGAGGAAGCUGCCUUUUAGAGAAUUGGUGGGUGCACUUAUGUACUUAGCUGUUGCAACGAGACCUGACAUCUCAUAUGCUGUUAGUGCACUGAGCCAGUUUAACACCUGUUACGGAAAAAUUCACUGGACAGCAGCAAAUCGUGUGUUGCGCUAUCUGAAAGAAUCAGUUCAAUUAGGGCUGAUAUUUAAACCAGUAUCGGAAUCUCUAAAAGGAUACGUCGAUUCCGAUUGGGUCAGCUGUUCGAUAGAUAGGCGAUCGUACACAGGAUACAUUUUUAAUCUUGGGAAUUGCGCCAUGUCUUGGAAUUCCAAGAAACAAAGAACUGUCGCCUUGUCAUCAACAGAAGCCGAAUACAUGGGAUUAGCAGAAGCUGCCAAGGAAACCAUGCACCUUCGAGGAUUUUUGGAUGAAUUAGGAUUCAUGAGUCUGGCUAACACCACGGUUCUGCAUGAGAAUAUAGGAGACUAA